AUGCCUGUCCCAUGGAGCCAUCUGAUCCGUUUCAAGGCACAAGAAGACGGCUUGAUUUACCUUGGUCAAGUCGAUAGUCAGGUGGUGCCUGAUGUCGGUGUUGCUGUCUUCACGGGACGAAAGGUCUCUGCGAGAGUUGUAUCAGGCACUGUCUUUGAAGGCAAGGUGACAGAUGCGCUCUUAUCCCCGCUGUCCAUUGAUCAAGUCCCUGUGAUUCUAUGCCUUGGCCUGAACUACCGCGACUAUGCGAAGGAAUCGAAUAUGCCAAUCCCUGACGAGCCUGUGCUGUUUCUGAAGCCACACCGAUCGCUGACGGGACCAUCUCCGCAGAAAGUGUCAAUCCCAGGAAUAGCCCAGGACGGAUCAAGCGACUACGAGGGAGAACUGGGAUUUUUCCUAUCUAGAACAGGAAGAGACAUAGCUGAGCGAGAUGCUUGGGACUAUGUGCUUGGCUUCACUUGCUGUAACGACAUCUCCGCUCGCAACUUGCAAUUCAAGAGUAGUCAAUGGUCCUUCUCAAAAGGCUUUGACACGUCUACGCCCACAGGACCGACUUUGGUCAGCCCAGGCGCCCUGUCAGAUCCUCACAAUCUUCGCAUACGGACAAUUUACAAUAAGGAUUAUACUGUACAGGACUCCAGCACCCGUGAACUCAUCUUCUCCGUUCCUUACAUCAUCUCAUACCUUUCUCAAGGCACCACCCUGGAAAAAGGGACGCUCGUCCCCACUGGCACUCCGCCUGGUAUUGGAUGUAUGCGACAACCAAAAGUCGUCCUAGGGGAUGGAGACGAGGUCCGAGUUGCGAUUGAAAAUAUUGGCAUCUUAAUAAGUCAGGUGUCCUACUCUGAUGCCAAUAGUAAGGAGGUCAGAGGAUAA
This is a messenger RNA of Zasmidium cellare ATCC 36951, 876 nucleotides long. RefSeq lists its product as uncharacterized. The transcript is spliced from 3 exons. Lineage: Eukaryota; Fungi; Ascomycota; Dothideomycetes; Mycosphaerellales; Mycosphaerellaceae. The record is from RefSeq and is a predicted model, not a curated record. Gene Ontology annotation, molecular function: catalytic activity. Bases 1 to 876 code for a protein of 291 amino acids.